CCAUGGCCAUGAAGAUAAUGUGGCUUGAAAUAAAAUAUGAGGAAGAGAAUGGAAAAGAAUUUUGGAGCGUCAUCUCGGGUUCGAAAGUAAAGGAUUUUUCAUUUUUGUGCUCUGCUCCCGCUCUUCCUCAGCCUCCUGCGUCCUACGAUUUCUAGAUGCUCCUCUCUUUUUUGGGUGGGAAGUUUGUUGGCUACUAUGGUGCCAGUGCCAAGCAGCUUUCACCCCAAAACUCAAUCAGUGUUGCUAAAUUCAGGAUAAGGGCCUUUGCUGGUAGGAAAUCAAUGAAAAAACUGAGAAGGGAGGGACAACCACGUGAAAGUGUCACCUUGCCAAAUAAACAGACUUUACCAGAAGACAGCAGUGUCCUAGCAGAUACGUCUCCCUCGAAGGAUGAUGAUAUUAAGAAUGGAAAGAGUGUGUAUUCAGCUCCACAGAAUUCAAUUUCAAUCCCUUCUAGGAGUAAUGUGCUUCAAGCCUGCACCAUCACUUCUGGGUUGAUAGCUGCUUUGGGUUUAAUAAUUAGACAGGUGUCACAUGUUGGGUCGAUGGAAGGAUUGCCUAUUCUUGACUGCUCCAUGGAAGUAUCAUUUGGUUUUGAGAUGUGGCAUCUUGAGUUGAUCACUGGAUUGGUUAUGCUAAUUUCUUCAUGCCGAUACGUACUAUUGAAGACAUGGCCUAAUUUUGCUGAGUCAAGUGAAAAAGCCAAUCAGCAGGUUCUUUCUUCCCUACAACCUUAUGAUUACCUAGUUGUUGCAUUUUUGCCUGGGAUGAGUGAGGAACUCCUUUUUCGCGGCGCACUGCUCCCAAUUUUUGGAUUGGACUGGAAGAGUGUCCUAGUUGUUGCCACCCUUUUUGGUGUUCUACACUUGGGCAAUGGGAGAAAGUAUUCCUUUGCAGUGUGGGCAACCUUUGUUGGGAUUGUGUAUGGUUAUGCAACAAUCAUAUCCUCUAGCGUUGUCGUGCCCAUGGCUUCUCAUGCAUUGAACAACCUAGUUGGAGGGAUUCUCUGGCGCUACACAUCAAAGUCGUUGGAGUGAGAAUGAGAAUUAAAUGCCAUUUGGAUUUAGUCGCAUGAUCUAUUUCAAUGACCUAAGAUUGAUUUAGAUUGACAACAAGAAGUUCUCUUUGUAUAAACAAGGUGCAAUUUUUUCAUUUACCUUUGUUA
This is a messenger RNA of Durio zibethinus, 1165 nucleotides long. The record is from RefSeq and is a predicted model, not a curated record. Lineage: Eukaryota; Viridiplantae; Streptophyta; Magnoliopsida; Malvales; Malvaceae.